AUGUAUUUGGCAGGUAUUGAGUCUCGCCUGGACUACAUCAAAGACCUUGGUGUUGGUGCCUUGUGGAUGGGUUCUGUCUACAAGAGCCCCAUAAAGGACUUUGGCUAUGAUGUGUCUGAUUUCAAGGAUAUAGAUCCUGUGUUUGGUACCCUGGAUGAUAUGAAGAAUCUGAUAGCAAAAAUGAAAGAAAUAGGUCUCCACUUGAUACUGGACUUCAUCCCCAAUCACACCAGUGACCAGCACCCUUGGUUUAACAACAGCCGCCAGGCCACUGAUCCCAGUGACCGCUACUACAGUUACUAUGUCUGGAGAGACUGUGGGAAUGACACAUACAGGGACUACCCUACCAACUGGGUUUCAGUGUUUGGAAACAGUAGUUGGACAUAUGACAGUGUCAGAAAGCAAUGCUAUCUUCACCAGUACCUGAAAGAGCAGCCAGAUCUGAAUCUAAUGAACCCUUAUGUCCAAGAAGAACUGGAGAAUAUCCUACAAUACUGGAUGGACCUUGGGGUGGAUGGUUUCCGUGUAAGUGCCACAUCUCACCUGUUUGAAGACUACCUGUGGCGAAAUGAACCCAUCAUUGACAGCACCAAGAGUCAGGUUGACUACCAAAAUUUCUAUCACAACUUCACGAUCUCUCAGCCAGCCACCUUUGACAUAUUGGCAAGAUGGCGAGCUCUGUUGGACCAUCAAACAGAAAAGGAUGGAGUUUAUAAGCUCCUUAUGGCUGACGUGACAGAUGCAUCGGAAGAGGACCAAAUGAAGUACUAUGGCUUGUAUGGCCGUGACGGUGCUGAUAUGCCCCACAAUUUUGGACUUUUACAAAAGUUGAACAGAAACUGUGGUGGAACUUGUGUGAAGGAGGUGGUAGACGACUGGCUGUCCAACAUGCCCCCAGGGAGAUGGCCUAAUUUUCUGGUUGGUAAUCACGACUACCCAAGGAUCUUGACCAAGAUGGAUGUACAGUUUGUGAAUGCAAUAAAUAUGUUACUGUUACUUCUUCCUGGCACACCAACUACUUACUAUGGGGAAGAGAUUGGUAUGAAUGACAUAGCACAACCCACACCACCACAAGACCCCUGGGGCAGAGACCCAGAGCGUUCCCCCAUGCAGUGGAGUAAUGCUAGUUUGGCAAGUUUCUCUAACUGUACUGGGAAUUAUGACCCCCAGAAAUGUCCCUGGCUACCUGUCAACCAAGAUUACCUAGCUGGUGUGAAUGUACAGGCACAAGAACAAGACAAGGACUCAUCUCUAAACCUGUACAAGUCUUUAGCCAAGCUACGACAAGAACCUACAUUCUUACAUGGCAAAAUGAAAUAUGCCAUUGUGGAUGAUGAUAUCUUUUCAUAUGUGAAGGACUGGCCAGGGGAGACUAAGUAA
This is a messenger RNA of Lingula anatina, 1380 nucleotides long. Its product is annotated as amino acid transporter heavy chain SLC3A1-like. Lineage: Eukaryota; Metazoa; Brachiopoda; Lingulata; Lingulida; Lingulidae. The record is from RefSeq and is a predicted model, not a curated record. Gene Ontology annotation, biological process: carbohydrate metabolic process.